UAUAUCAAUAAAAAGCUUACUACGCAAAACAGUUGCCAAAGUCGAGCACAAUCAUAGCCAAAACAGCUUGCAACAGCAGUGUGAGACGAAGAGUGGUGUUUUAUUGAAAGAAGUUUCUUGUUUACGCAGAUUUUUAUGAGCAAUGAUGACUAUUUUCAUGGGAUUGAUGUUUCCCGCUCAAAAGUGGUGGAGACUCCUCGUAAUUCUACCAGUGUUUCUACUCAACGUGGGCUUUAUCAGCGAUGCUGCCACAGUUCAGCUGCCUGCCGGUGAUCGUGGAAGUGCAACGGCCAAGCGUCAUCUAGAAGAUAUGGUCAACUCCGUCGACAUGUUUCUCGGUAGCUCGGCUAUUAAAGAUAAACUUGCUGAGUUGACCCAAAGUAGCGGGAGUGAAAGGCAACAAAUCAUUAUUUUGAAAAAGUCUGACAUUGCUGAUGAUAUUCCGGAGGGGGAACUACACAACACGUCCAUCGUCAGAAAAAUUGGUAGAUAUAACACUCGUCGUAAACACCACUAUUGAUAAGAUGGUGGACGGAGACGGAGUGAUGAUUGUGUUCCAAACGGAGGUGAAGCCACCGCCUCAUAAAAAGGUCUGCAAGACGGACGCAAACUGUGCCAAGCAACACUUCUGCCACCGGGAGAUAUUUCUUGGCUUCGAUUUGAGCUACUGCACAGCCUGUUCAAAAGACGGUGACAGGUGUCACGCUGACAGCCACUGCUGUGACAACAGACUUUGCCGUUGGGGGCGUUGUCGAGAGGGCGCCACCAGCGGACAGGUUGGGACGAUCUGCAGCAAAGAUUCGGACUGCGGCGAUAACGAAUGCUGCGCUUCUGUAGAAGGAAUUGCCGAGCCUGUCUGCCGUCCUCUUGCUACUGAAGGCCAGCAUUGCUGCGGUAGGGAAGAGAAGACCAAGGAAGAAAAUAACUCUUCAGCGCUUUCUCUCUUCGGCAAAUUAAUUGGUCGAAGGAGCGUCCCUCACCAGCUGCCGCACGAAUGUCCUUGCGUCAAAGGGUUGAAAUGUGUCACCUAUAGACAAACAAUAGUCAGUGUAUUCGACCUGCAAGAUGCCCAGUCUGGGGGAGUAUGUCUGCCGGCAUGGGCCGAGCCGGACCGACUAGUCGCGCCUGCACUGGACGAGAUCAGCAAACUUCAGGCCAGGCAAAUAGACAAGGUCAUCCGUACCGAUAAAGACGAGGAGUAACGAGUGAAAUGGCUAAGUAUUCAAGACAAAUAUCAAUGGUUACAAAGGCAAUUAUUUUCCCGCGCAAUUGGCCUUUCAAUUCAAAUGAACGCACGUUUAAACUUCCAACAUAUUCUAUAUAAAUAUUUUAUUUGAAAAUGCAUUUAAAACAUCUAAUUACUCUGAUUUGAAUUUAAAAAUCAUUAAAACCUACGCUACACAAGACAAGACUCAAAUAUAAACUACUCCAAAUAAACCACUCUUUGUUCAAUUUAAAAAAAGAGCAUUAGAGUUUGUGUAAUACACCCAACAUCUACAUGCACAGACAACCACAAAAUUAAUCCAGUUAAAAUUUUACAAACAUUCCUUACAAAAGCUAUACAUAUACUGGAUUAUUCUAGUUUUUUUAUUAAAAGGCUUAUACUUGCACUGUGUGUUGUUUUCUGUCAAUGCCGUAUACGUGCUAACAAUUAAACCAAUAAUUCAUGUAUACAGGGAAGUGUCGAUGUUUCCAAAGUACCAGUCACUGUUAGUGUAUUAUCCCUCUCAUAUCCAUGAUUCGUUUUCAUGCUUUUUUU
Molecule: messenger RNA, 1759 nt
Organism: Acanthaster planci (crown-of-thorns starfish)
Lineage: Eukaryota; Metazoa; Echinodermata; Asteroidea; Valvatida; Acanthasteridae
Product: dickkopf-related protein 3-like
Biological process (GO): multicellular organism development; negative regulation of canonical Wnt signaling pathway
Cellular component (GO): extracellular region
Molecular function (GO): receptor antagonist activity; co-receptor binding
Source: RefSeq, a predicted model, not a curated record